GGGGGAAUGGCCAUUCCCCCGGCCUUUUUACCCGUUUGCCUCCCCAUGUGCACUUUCCAGCCCUAUCCCAGUGUUUGACCCGAUCGACAGCCCACCCUGGACGUCGCAAUGUCCACCUACGGCUAUGAGGACUGCGUGGCGGGGACAUUCUAUGGCUUCACCAAAACCGAAUUCAACCCCGGAGACACACUCAACCUCCAGUGGGGGGCGAUCGAUGACGGGGCAACUCCACUGAACGUCACAUUAGGGCGGGCGGGAGGAUACAUCGUGGAUGAGAUUAUUGUUGGCGCGGAGUUUACCACAAACAGUGCUCUCUAUCAACUCGUUGUCAACGACACCGCGAACUGCACCCUGGAAGAAUACAGUUGGGCCAUCCCCAACGACUUCAACACCACUGAUCCAGAGUAUCAGAUCGGACUGUUCAACGCAUCGGUCCUCCUGGGUGCUGAUGGUAAUGCUCUGUUUGGCUGGCAGGCUUGGAGUCCCGACUUUUAUGUCCGAGCAGUGAGUACCACAACAACAGGUACAAGUAGCACAACCACCACGGUCGCAGCCAGUGCGACUAGCAGCAACACAUCCACAACCACUUCUGCCACCACAUUCCCGUCUUCCUCUGCGACUCCAUCCUCGUCCGCGGCCUCUGAUAAUCAUACAUCAAACACGGAAACCAUCGGUAUUGGUGUGGGAGUCGGCGUCGGCGUCGCAGCGUUAGCUGGCGUACUUUUAGGCGUAUUCUAUCUUCUGCGCCGCCGUCAAAAGGCCCAAGUUCCAUCACAAGGCUUCGUGGGUGCCCGACAACAAUAUAUACAUGAGUUACCGGCUACAGAGAAGCGACCUCCCAUGUACGAGUUGGCUGGAUAAUAGUAUUCAGUGGACAUUAAGGAUCGGGUGUUCGAAGGGCUGGCAAGGCUACCGCUGUGUCAGUGGAAGAAAACCCAGACCGAGAACAGAUGAUACCCAAUUGUUGCUUUUUUUCUUUUCGGGGGUCGUGGUUGCAUCUAGGACUGUUGGGUUGGAGGUAUCGAGCUCAAUCUGGAGCUAAUCUGGAGCGGACGUAUUGUUCAUAGUGUAUAAUUAAUGUAUAUGAGUGGGUACAUAUGUCCUGUUAUCAGUCACUAUAUGAUCCGGGAAACUGUCUUGUAUCUCUAUAAUUGGAGACGAUAAGUCUGAUAGUGGUAUAGCACGCCAUGGCUUCUAGGAGACAUAUAGGAGGACCAACUCUGAUUGAAUCGCUUGCUAAACAA
Aspergillus ibericus CBS 121593 is the source of this 1244-nucleotide messenger RNA. RefSeq lists its product as uncharacterized. Bases 109 to 861 code for a protein of 250 amino acids. Lineage: Eukaryota; Fungi; Ascomycota; Eurotiomycetes; Eurotiales; Aspergillaceae. The record is from RefSeq and is a predicted model, not a curated record. The transcript is spliced from 3 exons.